CAAAUCGCUCAUUGUCAGAUCUGUCCAACUAGCCACCUCUCUGCCAUGCAGAAUAUCCAACUUCUGGGAACUCUCCUCAUGUCAGUGGGCCAGCAGUACGGCGUCAUUCUGGAGUCCAUAGACAAAGAGGCCAAGGUAUCCAUGGAGAAAAAUGAAAUGAAACGUCUGCAGUUCAGCGAAGUCGGUGUUGAGUAUUCUGCAGAGGCUCCAAGUUAUAACCUGGAAUUAGACCCUGCAGCAUGGGCGGAUUUGGCUAAAAAGGCUGUUAAGGCUGAGGUUUACGGGAACGGGAGAGAAGAAGAGUGUUUGUGGAGUGUUUUGAACUAUCUCGAAAAACGGCAGUCCCAGUGGCAUGCCGUGCCGCCCCAUCGAGAUUGUCCUCAUCAGUACCAACAGUCUGAUGAGGAGCCAUUUUGCAUAAAGAUACUUCACAAGGCUAAAGAGUCAAUAGAGGCUCUUAAGUGGAAGUGUCGUGAGAUCUAUGGUCCGGGAAGACAUGAUGUUGGUACGAUUUCCCUUCUGUGAAGCGAAUCGCCUACCUAGAUGCAUUGGUCUUACUACGGCCAUUUCACCUUAGUUAAUAAAAGGUCCCUG
Messenger RNA from Fusarium odoratissimum NRRL 54006, 594 nucleotides. RefSeq lists its product as uncharacterized. The coding region runs from base 46 to 525 and encodes 159 amino acids. The record is from RefSeq and is a predicted model, not a curated record. The transcript has a single exon. Lineage: Eukaryota; Fungi; Ascomycota; Sordariomycetes; Hypocreales; Nectriaceae.